GGGAGGAGGGAGCAGUCUGGCAGUCAGCUGAUCACUGCUCUGGCAUUCAGAGUUGAAGCGGAGGAUGGAGAGAGAGAGAGGCUGAGGGAGAAGAGGCACUGAUGCUACAGUAAUCUGUGAUCUAACAGAGAGUAAGAAACCAACAGCGUCAUCUCAGCUCUGUCAGCCUCUUGUCACGGUUUGUUUCGGGAUCAACAAUGCAGAAGAGCAGUCUGGGAAACGAAAGCAAAAGGAGGAAGUGAAGAGAGAAACAAGAGAUGCCAAAAAAUCAACAUCCUUUCAAAAAGAGAGAGAGAGAGAACACACGGAUCAGCUCCAAGACACAGAGAGAGAGAGAGAAAGAGAGAGAGAGAUACAAGUAAACAGACUCUGUGGUGAGUCACUCCUCCUCUCUUCUACUCUCCUCUGGUGCGUUGUUGCUUAUGCACAGAAGAGCAGCAGAACUAAGAGAGGAGUUCAAUCUAGAGCCAGAGGAGGAGAACCAGACUGUGUGGGAGUAACAGAACCGAGAGUGGAACUGUAGAACCUAUAAGGGACCAGACCCUUACAACCAGGAGUAUCAUCAGACCCAGUGGGGUGCAACCAGACCCAGGGGGUUGUAUACUGUAUAGAGGAGCUGGUGUGUCUCUGUAGAGAUGUCUUGGGGGUCUUUGCUGUCUCCAGUCCAGUGGGCCAAAUGGACUUGGUCAGCUGUGCGGGGGGAGGGGAGGGAGGGGGAGGAGGGAGCGCCUGGAACCAAUGAUGGAGAAAAUUCGGACUCAGAAGGGAACUUUGAGACCCCAGAGGCGGAGUCUCCUGGUCUGCUGAAUGACCUGACCCAGCUGGAUAACUCUGCCCACACAGUCCUCACCAGAGAUGUCGGACAGCUGACGCCCCGCCUCCUCCUGGACAGAAACUCCAAUCAGGAUGUUUAUCCCACGUCCCUACAGGAAGUCCAAGAUGCCCUAAACAACCUCAAUAGCUCCUCCCCUUCUCUGAGUGGAGCAGGUUUAGACCAGAACCUGAACCUGAGGUUGAUCUCAAGACCUGGAGAAGGAGAUGGUCUCUCCCCGUCCCCUCUGCCCCAGCCACGCGCCCUACGCCCUGCCUCGCUCCCUGUCCACAACUUCCCUGACCCCGCAGAGGUUGAUGACAUUUCUCCUAUCACCUAUGACCCCAACGGCAACAUGAACUCUGACCCCAAAAGCCUGACCCCUGAACUGGACAGACCGGACUCAGACAGACAGUCACCUAGGAUGAGCACGGACAUCACGAACUCCUGUAAAGUGAUGAAGCUGGACAACCAGACUCCGUUACAGAACACCAGUGGAGAGGACAACGACCAUCGCAAAGGUCAUGCUACAGAUGAGGAGAAGCUAGCCAGCACAACAGGACUCGGAGCAGAUGGAGACCACAACGAGCUGAAUGUGUCAGCCAGACCAGAGGAGUCAGACUGCUGUUCUAUGUAUGAGGACCCCUGCCAGCUGAAGAACGCGAAGCUGGGAGGAAGUAACACGCAGAAGAAGACAGGAAGUGAGGUUCUAGACGCCAUUUGCAUCAGCGAGGAGGAGAAAAUGGCUGUUCUCACCCUUAUCAGAGAGGAGAUCAUCACUAAGGAGACGGAGGCCAGUGACUGGAGGAGAAAGUACGAGGACAGCAGACAGGAAGUCAUGGAGAUGAGGAAAAUUGUGGCAGAGUAUGAGAAGACCAUCGCCCAGAUGAUUGAGGACGAACAGCGCAACACCCUGAGCGCCCAGAAGUCUUUGCAGGCUGUAACCAUGGAGAAGGAGUUGGCGCUAGCGGACCUGAACUCGGUAGAGCGCUCGCUGUCUGACAUGUUCCGCCGCUAUGAGAACAUGAAGAGCACCCUGGAUGGCUUCAAGAAGAAUGAGGAGGUGCUGAAGAAGUGUGCUCAGGAGUAUCUGGCCAGAGUCAAGCAGGAGGAGCAGAGAUACCAGACGCUCAAACUCCACGCCGAGGAGAAACUAGACAAGGCUAAUCAGGACAUAGCCCAGGUACGCAGCAAGGCCAGCUCUGAGUGUGUUGCUCUGACCGCCAGCCUGAGGAAGGAGCAGAUGAGGGUGGACUCUCUGGAGAGAGCCCUGCAGCAGAAGGCCGAGGAAAUCGAGGAGCUCACCAAGAUCUGUGACGAGCUCAUCGCCAAGAUGGGCAGAACAGACUGAGGCAGAUUCCAUACGUCCAAAUCAUUCAAUCUUGAUCUGCCGAGAAAUCCCUGCCUACAACCUAUGGCAUACUCUGCCCUGUGCAUGCAUCCAGCCAAUGAGCAGUUCUGUUUUCCCUUGGGGCGUCUGCCUCUAAUGCUGCUGUACUGGUCCGAUGUCAUAUGAUAACCCAUUUUCUCUUGAGUAGUGUACCCUAUGGAGAAUAGGGUGUCAUUUGAGCCAGAGAUUGUUACAUGUGGACUGUUUUUUGUUUUGGUCAUUUUCGCCAUGCAAGACCAAAUCCCUUACUCCCUCCAUCUGUCGUUCUGUCCUGUAACACAAAUAUAAUAUAAUGUGCUGUCUAGGCAUUGCAUAGAUUUGGGCUUAUUUACCUGACGAUAACAUUUUGUGGAGAACUUAUUAAUAGAUUGUGUAUAUAAACACCCUGGCUGAGAUGUACUGUACAUAUUUAUUCUGAACACUAGGAGACUAGGGUGGGACCAGGUAGACACGCUCUAGGACAGUUAGAGGUCAGGGGUGAGCUGUGUUUGACCCUUCUGUAUGACUACACUAUUACAGGGAGGGGGGGAUAUGGACAUAGGGUUUAGGAUGCACUGCUAUUGAUAGGGGUCGUGUGGGGCGUUGUCCUGGAAAGUAUAAAGCUUUUCUCCUGUCUGUAAUGAGGCCUUGUGUUAGUAGUGGAGGAGGAGCUGUAGGUCUACUGUAUAGUCUGCUCUGUGUGGUCUUGGACAGGUUUAGAUCACCUCCAGCAUAACUGCACAGGGGAGGAUUUCUCGCUGUCCUACACUACACCUGGUUGGUGUUUGUCUCAGGCCAGUGUGUUGGAGCAGAGAGUAGAAUACUCAGUAACUCUGGAAAUGGUGAAUUUAAUACAAAGACUAUAUAUUUGGUAUAUGUUCAAGCAGACUGUAAACUGGAAGUGUUUGAAUGACUGUGGCUGUUAUUUUAAGUUCAGAAUUUUAAAAAUGCUCAGAAUAUCCUACUCAUGUUCCCCUCUGGCCACUGACAUGUACAGCAGCUGUAGUGUCCAGGUGUGAAACGUUAUGCCAUGGCGGUAGAGGGAACUGUUCCAGGAUUACUUGAGCUCCCAUUGACCCCGGUCCAAUGUAGUGCACUAUAUAGGGAAUAGGGUGCCCUUUGGGACACAAACCAGUAUGUUUUACUGCAGCACCUAUUUAGUGGCAUGGAAAGGUAACGUUUCUCUUAUUCACUGCUUGACUGUUCUCCGCUGAACUGGGUGUGUUAAAUGCUCGUCACCCCUGUGGAGAGUCACACCGCCUCACAGUACUUGUUCCCUCUCUGCCAUACUGCUCCGUGGACGACCAUAGUUCAACAAGAUGCAUUAUAAACUGGGUGGUUCCAGCCCUGAAUGCUGAUUCGUUGACAGCCGUCUCUAUCAUGCACAUUUUUGCGCCAUUCUGCAGUUGCUUUGCCUCCAGCGUCAUUGACGGUUUCGUUAAACAUUAUUGUUUUUUUUUUAAACGUGUCACCGAUCUCUUAUUUUGAAUUGUCAUUUUGUGAAGUGGUAAUAAGAAAAGUACAGCUAUACUGACUAUGUUGACUAAUACGGUAUAUGCAGUGUGUCCUGAGUAAACAAGAUUGCAGUAAUAAAGGAGUGUGUUCUCAUGG
Oncorhynchus nerka (sockeye salmon) is the source of this 3791-nucleotide messenger RNA. RefSeq names its product transforming acidic coiled-coil-containing protein 1-like. Gene Ontology annotation, biological process: mitotic spindle organization; cell population proliferation; cerebral cortex development. NCBI's taxonomy places the organism in Eukaryota, Metazoa, Chordata, Actinopteri, Salmoniformes, Salmonidae. Gene Ontology annotation, cellular component: cytoplasm. The record is from RefSeq and is a predicted model, not a curated record.